GACCUGCGUGCGAUGCUAGUUACAUCACGCAGCCGGUUCAUUACUUCCUUCAUACAGUACAUGAGAUCUGAGGGACUAAACACUCCUAAAACCUCUCUCUAUAAUAUUUUUUUCUACAGGCGACUCAAAUAACAGCACCCUCCUCCAUCAGUCAAGAUGUCUGCUUACGAAGAGAAUGAGUCCAAGUUCCUGCGAAAAGCAAAGGAGAAUCCAUUUGUCCCAGUGGGAAUGGCUGGAUUCUUUGCCAUCGUUGGGUACAAGCUGAUGAGAAUGAAACAUCGAGGAGACACAAAAAUGUCAGUUCACCUGAUCCACAUGCGUGUUGCUGCCCAAGGCUUCGUGGUCGGAGCCAUGACCGUUGGGGUCCUGUAUUCAAUGUACAGAGAGUACAUUGUAAAACCCAGAGAAGAACAGAAAGCAGCACAACAGAAGUGAACAUGGACUCUUACACUGACAUUUUAUGUCCCUUAAUAUUACCUCAUAUUAAGGUGUGUGGAAAGUUUAUUUUUUCAGAUGCGUCAUCAUUUUUGAUUGUGCACAUCCCUUAAGCAGCUCACCUACACUGUAAAUAGGUUUAACUUAUUGGUCACACUUCAUAUCCUCUAAGUAGUAUACCAGAGGGUCAAGCUAUCACUUCCCUGUUGAGAAAGAGGUUCACUGAUCUCAGCUGAUUAAACACUGGUCACUCUGUGUCUGCGGUUGUAAACCCAGCUGGUUUGAUAUCAGUGUGGACAGGUGACAUGACAGGUAGUUGUGUUGCCUCUUGUUUAAAAGGUUUCGAUCAGUGAACAUAAAAAUAAUUUGACAAAGAUUUAAAAAUUACCACCAAUGGCAGGUAGACUGAUGUUUUAUUUUCCUUGUGUUUAUUUUAUUGUCUCACACCAGGCAUAUUAUUUGAUGUACCAAUGUAAGGAUUUUUGCCAAAUAAAAAAUGAUUGCACCUUUGCUGACCUUUAUAAAAAAGGGCAUUAGGUAUUGUUAUGGAGGCCUUUGUCAUCAUGUGGUCUACAGACAAGGCGUGUGAGCUUACACAUUGUUUUAACAAGGACACAAUUUGGUUUGAGACUCACCACGGUAUCAGAUUAUAACGCAAAAAACACAUUUAUAAAGUCAUCACAUCUUAAAUGGAAACAAAACCAUAAAGGUCUCUUGCAGAAAUAAGUUCUUAUUCUUUUUAAAUAUUGAUUGUAAAGGCCAAGCCUCUCUUUCCUUAUAUUCUUAUCAUUAUGUUGUGAUACACACGGGUCCAAUGUUUCAUUACAGAAACUUCACAAAUCUUCCAGAGACAUAUGAGCUAAACUGACUGAGGUAAACCUACAGACUGUGCAGCAAAAUAUCAUGUAGCCUACCUUGUGAUAUGCUAACAUAGAUGCCUACUUAAGUUAUUCACUGAGUUUUGAAUCUUGUGUGCAAAUACAGAACAUGUACUGUUGAAAGUUUCUUUGAUUUUUUUUUUUUUUGUGAAAAUAAAAAUUGCCACUCUCGCAA
Molecule: messenger RNA, 1488 nt
Organism: Epinephelus lanceolatus (giant grouper)
Lineage: Eukaryota; Metazoa; Chordata; Actinopteri; Perciformes; Serranidae
Gene: higd1a
Product: HIG1 hypoxia inducible domain family, member 1A
Biological process (GO): mitochondrial respirasome assembly
Cellular component (GO): mitochondrion
Source: RefSeq, a predicted model, not a curated record